Dioszegia hungarica is the source of this 921-nucleotide messenger RNA. Its product is annotated as Membrane coat complex Retromer, subunit VPS26. Gene Ontology annotation, cellular component: endosome; retromer complex. The transcript has 4 exons. NCBI's taxonomy places the organism in Eukaryota, Fungi, Basidiomycota, Tremellomycetes, Tremellales, Bulleribasidiaceae. Bases 1 to 921 code for a protein of 306 amino acids. Gene Ontology annotation, biological process: retrograde transport, endosome to Golgi; intracellular protein transport. The record is from RefSeq and is a predicted model, not a curated record.
AUGGCCUCCUUUUUCAACUUUGGCGCCGCACCUGUAGAGGUGGAUAUCAGAUUAGCAGGCGAGGAUGACCGGAAACAGGUCGAGGUCAAGGGGGAGAAGGACCAGAAGGUCAUGUGUCCGGUAUUCUACGAUGGGGAGAGUGUCGUCGGGCAGGUCAAUAUACGUGUGAAGGACGGAAAGAAAUUCCAGCACGACGGGAUAAGAAUAGAGCUUAUCGGCUCAAUAGAGCUCUUCUACGACCGCGGGAACCACUACGAAUUCGUAUCCCUCUCACAAGAACUAGCUGCGGCCGCCGAGAUGCGCCAAGCCCAGACCUUUGAUUUCACGUUCAAAAACGUCGAAAAGCAGUACGAGUCGUAUGCGGGCAUCAAUGUCAAGCUGCGGUACUACUUGCGGGUGACGCUGGCGAGGCGGAUGGGAGAGGUGAUCAAGGAGCGGGAGUUGUGGGUGCACAGCUACAGGAUGCCGCCAGAUAGCAAUACGAGCAUCAAGAUGGAGGUGGGGAUCGAGGACUGUCUGCAUAUCGAAUUCGAGUACAAUAAAGCCAAAUACCACCUCAAAGACGUCAUAGUCGGCAAGAUCUACUUCCUCCUCGUCCGGAUCAAAAUCAAACACAUGGAGCUCUCCAUUAUCCGUCGAGAAACCACAGGGGCUGCUCCAAACCAAUACAACGAGUCGGAAACCAUCACCAAAUUCGAAAUCAUGGACGGCGCGCCCGUUCGCGGAGAGACUAUACCUAUCCGGCUCUUCCUGGGCGGCUUCGAGUUGACACCGACGUUCCGCGAUGUGAACAAGAAGUUCUCGACGCGGUAUUAUCUGAACCUGGUGUUGAUUGAUGAGGAGAAUAGGCGGUAUUUCAAGCAGCAGGAGAUUACGGUGUUUAGGAUCCCGUGGGUGGUUUUCUUCACCAACGCGGGAUGA